AUGGAGACAUCCCCUGGAUUUUAUUUGGCCUCGGAUUUCGAUUUCCCCGGUGAAAAAGACGCAUGGGAUAACAUGCUAAAGGAUCUACUAGAAGAAUUAAUGAGUAGAGCAGCUUCGGGUGGGUCGAGGAAGAAGUUCGCCGUCUCAAAAAAGAGUGGCCCCUCGCUUCAGACGUUGUACGGUCUAAUGCAGUGCACGCCCGAUAUUUCGGAACGUGACUGCAUUGACUGUCUUACGAGGAAUAUAGGUCGUAUUCCGAUUCGUUGUAAUACAAAAAUGGGUUGCGAGCAGGUGAGCGUCAGCUGCGGUUUGAGGUACCAUACCUCACGGUUCUAUGAUCUGACAGCCGAGGAGCCAUCUCGGGCCACACCGCCAGCCCAUCUUCCAUCUCCCCCUCCUCCUCCUUCGAAUGAGAGAGUGAGAGAGGAAAAAGGUUUUGUUAUAGAUGACACUAAAGGUGUGGUCUUUAUAGUUAUGAUUGUUAUUGGCGGUGUUGUCAUAUUGAUCGCAUCAUGCCUUGUUAUUGUCUUGAUUCUAAGGAAAAAGAAGCACAACCACCAAAACGAAAUGAGGAAAGAUUCCUUAAAAUUUGAAUUCAGUGCAGUAAGAAGUGCAACCAACAAUUUCUCACCUAAAAAUGAACUCGGAGAAGGUGGAUUUGGGAAAGUUUAUAAGGGUGUACUUAAUGGACAAGAAGUAGCAGUGAAAAGGUUGUCCGAUAAUGCACAACAAGGCGAAAUUCAGUUUAAAAACGAGGUUUUGUCCAUGGCAAACCUUUCACACCGUAAUCUUGUCAGACUUGUUGGCUUCUCAGUUGAGAACAAUGAAAGGGCUCUCAUCUAUGAGUACCUACCCAACCGAAGUCUCGACAACUUCAUCUUCGAUAAGGUGUUGGGAUGGUCAACACGCUACGGAAUCAUAGAAGGUGUUGCCCGAGGAAUUCUUUACCUUCAUCAAGAUUGCCAUGCACAUAUAAUUCACCGCGAUCUUAAACCAGGAAAUGUAUUGCUAGACAAGGAUAUGACACCAAAAAUAUCUGACUUUGGUUUGGCUAAGUUGUUCGAUGAGAGCCAAAUAAGCAAACAGUUUACGAAAAACAUCAUGGCGACUGAAGGCUAUAUUGCUCCAGAGUUUCGUAACGAAGGACAAAUCUCGUUUAAGACAGAUGUUUAUAGUUUUGGUGUGUUGGUUCUUGAAAUCUUGAGUGGUAAGCGUAUGUGGAAUUCGAAAAUGGGAGAGAGAGGGGAAGAUCUUAUAACCUAUGCAAAGAGGAUGUACAAGGAGAAAAAACCACUGAAACCAGAGGACUUAAACUUAGAAAUACGUGAUAGGGAAGAUAUCUUGAUUUGCAUUAGCAUUGGUCUAGGAUGUGUUGAAUAUAAUCCUUCAGACAGACCAAAAAUGAGGAACGUCGGACAAAUGCUAGAAAAAACCAACCGCUCUCAGGCAUCAUCGUAUCUGAGAUCAGACAAAGGAAGAAAAUCAAGAGUACAUGUUUGA
Capsella rubella is the source of this 1500-nucleotide messenger RNA. Its product is annotated as cysteine-rich receptor-like protein kinase 26. The coding region runs from base 1 to 1500 and encodes 499 amino acids. The record is from RefSeq and is a predicted model, not a curated record. Gene Ontology annotation, biological process: protein phosphorylation. NCBI's taxonomy places the organism in Eukaryota, Viridiplantae, Streptophyta, Magnoliopsida, Brassicales, Brassicaceae. Gene Ontology annotation, molecular function: protein kinase activity; ATP binding. The transcript is spliced from 6 exons.